CCCAGCAGCAGCGGGAGGGGGCACAGGCGGGAGGGCCUACGCUGGCACAGGGACAGACUCAGACAAGACGGAGGGCACAGCGUGUCCAGGGAGGGGAGGAGGGACCGCAGGGAGGGGGGGAGGGACAGCAGGGAGGGGGGGAGGGACAGCAGGGAAGGGGGAGGGACAGCAGGGAUGGGGGGAGGGACAGCAGGGAGGGGGGGAGGGACAGCCGGGGGGGGGGGGGGGGACAGCAGGGAGGGGGGGAGGGACACAAGAGAGAGGGGGGAGGGACAGCAGGGAGGGGGGAGGGACAGCCGGGGGGGGGGGGGGGACAGCAGGGAGGGGGGGAGGGGCAGCAGGGUGGGGGGGAGGGACACGAGGGAGGGGGGCAGCACCAGGACAGCAGGGAGGGCAACGGCAGAGGCAGCAGCAGCAGCAGCAUCAGCAGCGGCAGCAACAACAGCAGCAGCAGCAGCAGCGGCAGCAACAGCAGCAACAGAAGCACGGUGCAGUGGCAGCUCGGGCAGCAGCUGGAGCGGCAGGGAUAGGAGAGCCGCCGCCGGCGGCGGCAGCAGCG
Closterium sp. NIES-67 is the source of this 559-nucleotide messenger RNA. The record is from the annotation of a GenBank genome assembly. Lineage: Eukaryota; Viridiplantae; Streptophyta; Zygnematophyceae; Desmidiales; Closteriaceae.